UUAUAUGGUUGAGAGAGGAGGACGCCGACGAAACGAAACCAGAAGAAGCAAGAAGAAAUAGCCAGCCUGUUUGUCCGUUUUUGCUGUGUGUGUGUUUUUGUGUUUACUUCUGGUGUAAUGUCAGUUCGUCGGGCCGGUUUAGUGCUGCUCUGCGCGAUGUUGGCGGUGACCUGCGCUCGUAGGAGUUCGCCGGAGCUGGAGGAUGUUCAGGAGAAAAUGAACAGCGCCAGAUGCACAUCCAGGUGCCUCACUCUGCACAUGACCCAGCUAACCGCUGCUUUCAGACACCUCCAGAGUGACCAAGUUCUGGUUUGGUGUGAAAACCACAGACGCUGUGCUCAGUGUCUGCAGCCAUGCAAAGAACUGUGGGAAACGAGGAAGGUACCGUCUCCAAAGUCUUGCGAGAAACAGACAGAGUGCGUGACCAGCAGGGAGUUUCUGGCCUCCUUAAGGUCGUCCCGUCAGGGGGACUGCCCUCCGCCUCAGCGAGCCACAGGAUUCGCCGCAGCCUGUGUGGAGAGCUGCUCUUCAGAUCAGCACUGUCCAUCCCCCAGGAAGUGCUGCUCCAAUAGCUGUGGGCACACUUGCCAAUCCCCAGCCAAUCUAUAUAAAGGUGUCCCUCUGAAGCCUCGCAGAGACGUUAGCUUUUUGGAGGACUCAGAGGGUCAUGUGAAGGUGAUGUGGGUGUCAAAGUUCAAUGUCAGCGUGGAGCCUGUUGUUUACAUGCUUCAGUCUCGUUGGAAUGCAGGCAUUCACCCCAGUGAAGACCAUGCCUCUCCGUGGGCUACUGUAGCCAUGACCCUCUCUGAAGACGUGGUUCUGUCAGAUCUGAGACCUCAGCGUUGGUACCAGUUUAGAGUGGCAGCUAUCAACAGCCACGGCAGCAGAGGUUUCACCACACCCAGCAAACACUACAUCUCCAAUAAAGACCCUUCGCCCCCAGAACCACCGAUAAAUGUCAGAGUGAGCAACCAGACUCUAAAUUGGACAGGUCCACAGUCAGCAUCCCAGUUCACAGAAAGGUCGAGGGAGAGUGGUGUCACAGUGGCGGUCUUAUUACACUGGGAGCCCCCCAGAGAGGGAGAUCUACCUGUGCACAACUACCGAAUCACCUGGAUGUCUCAACAUACACACUCAGCACAAAAACACAAACAUAUACUGCAAGCACACAGACGUACAGUACUCAAUAACAUGCACACACGACCUACACAGUCACGCACACCAGCACAGGGUAAAAAGGAAAGCAACAGCAGAGUGACUCAGGGGGCGCAGUGUGAAGUGUGGCUGCAGGAUCUACUGCCUGCUGCUUCCUACCUUCUCUCUGUCCAGACAGUGGCCUACUGGGGUCAGAAGAGACUAAAGAGUCCUAGAGCUCAACUUGUUUUCACUACCAUCCCUCAUGCAGAUUUCUCCAAUGAGCUCCCCUCCUCCUCCUCCUCCUCCUCCUCCUCCUCUCCUUCGCUCUCUUCUUUCUCACCUUCUUCCUCUGACCUCCCUGUUUCCUCCUCUCUGCCUCACCCUGAAACCCCUCUGAACCCCGCCACCCUUGGAAACCUGCGGCUGGAGGUCGCUGCCCCUCAUUACCAUAACAACCAGCUCCAGGUGAAGGUGUUCUGGAAAUGGCCCCAGCAAGCAAGACAGAGACACCCUGGUCCAUACAUUCUGAGGUGGCGACCGCAUACCUGCAGUACUAAUGUGACAAGCACAGAGGGAACAACUACAGUGCAGGGCACUCAUCACACCAUCACAGGCCUGCUGUUUGCCUGUAAGUACCGGGUUGCUGUGGCACCUAAGGCUGACCCGGGGUCAGAGGCUGUUGCCUGGCUUACUACCCCGACUUGCUCCUCCAUCAGGGUCAGAGGAGGCAAAUCUUUGCCGUGCAGCACUGAGGAGCGCCUCCUGCCAGGCAGAAAGGUGGUACUGCGUCCAGAACGACUGACUGCAGACUUCCAGCAAGUCAACGGUACUCUGCUCACGACGUUUCGUUGGAGGUUGUCCCAGCAUGCACUUCACCCGGCAGCUGUCGAAGGUUUCCAGUUUACCUGGACGCUGCAAUCAGAAGUUUCAAGGAAAACAGAAGGACUGGAAGACACGCUCAUCUCCCAGACACAGACUGUCGCACCGUCUCAGAGGUCGGUGACAGUUUAUGGUCUUCAGGCUGACAGUGUUUAUCAGCUGCAGCUCCAGGUGCUAACAGCAGGGGGCAGCAGUGGUGCCGCAGUCUCCAAGACCAUAUAUACUCCAGCUACCAAUACGACACUUUAAUAGGCCCCACCUGCAGCACCUCCACCAACUGCUGCAGAACAGUCAUUUAUAAAAGCAUCUACUUUUCUGUAGUCUUCCACUGUGCACUAAGCUUUCAAAGUUUCAAGGUCAAUUGCAGGGAACAUGACUUAUACUAUAGACUAAAGAAAGUUCAUCUCUGUGACUUAGAUUCCUCUCAGAUUAAAGUCAUUCUCGCUUUUGUAUUUUUGUUCUCUAUCAUCUGAAUCACUUUUCAAAGAUUAUGAAGACUGUGGGCUUGCUCUAAUGGAAAGAAAGGUUAACGGCGCUAGUUAAUAUUACUUUGUAAAAAUUUGAUAUGAACUGUACGUGUGCAUAGUGCCACUUUGAAAAGCACUAUCCUUACAGUUUGUGUCGGCACAGAAAACCAUAUCCCUGUUUCUCAUGAACAUGGCAGCAUUUUCCAAAGGAUCCCUCCUGGUAUCUGUAGUGCAAGAUGUACCUGUGGAAAAUGAGACUCCUUGCACGGCUGUCUUUGGCAUUAAGAUGGGAUUCAUAAAAACACCUUACAUCACUUGAGCCAAAUGACACUUGGAUGGAGAUGCUGUAUGCCUGUUGUUUUUGAUCAUGCUAGUGGAGAAAAUAUAGCACUGACCUUAUGUACAAUAAGUAAUGUAUAACAACAACAGGCUGACUGUGUUAUAUGCCAAUGCAUAAUCUGCUACAUAACCUCUGAGUUUAGUGCAGUUUUAAUGUAAACUCAGAUAGUUUCAUAUUUUGUCCAUAUGUUUUAAAGUUGUUUUGUUUUUUUUUACUUUUGUAUGGGAAAUGUAAUUGUUUGAUAAAAUUUGGGCUGUGUGAAUAAUUAUUUACAUAAUAUUUCACCCAUUUCAUUAAACAAUGAUACGUGACACUUCAACACAGUUGAUAUAGCUGCACCUGUGUUAGACUCCUUUGUUUCACAAAAGUCUUAUCAUUGCUUUGAGGCCAUUGGAAACUACUUUUGUGAUGCAAUCAGUAAUUACCAAGUUAAUAUUCUCUUUGUGUAACCUUUUCCUGUUCAUAAUUUUUUAGUUCAAGCUUUUACUUUUUGACUGGUAGAUUAUUUAUUGUUUUGUCUUUUUUGUAAUUAAAGAUGAUCAAAAUA
Messenger RNA from Archocentrus centrarchus (flier cichlid), 3370 nucleotides. It is a transcript of the gene anos1b, whose product is annotated as anosmin 1b. The record is from RefSeq and is a predicted model, not a curated record. Lineage: Eukaryota; Metazoa; Chordata; Actinopteri; Cichliformes; Cichlidae. Gene Ontology annotation, biological process: neuron differentiation. The coding region runs from base 118 to 2265 and encodes 715 amino acids. Gene Ontology annotation, cellular component: extracellular region; cell surface. Gene Ontology annotation, molecular function: peptidase inhibitor activity; protein binding. The transcript is spliced from 15 exons.